This is a messenger RNA of Hemisphaericaspora subhashii, 1713 nucleotides long. It is a transcript of the gene RXT3, whose product is annotated as Rxt3p. NCBI's taxonomy places the organism in Eukaryota, Fungi, Ascomycota, Pichiomycetes, Serinales, Debaryomycetaceae. Bases 1 to 1713 code for a protein of 570 amino acids. The transcript has 2 exons. The record is from RefSeq and is a predicted model, not a curated record.
AUGUCAUCACAUGAUAAUGCUAAUCAAGCAUAUUCUAAUGGUGGAUAUAGGAAAAAUAGUCCUGUAUGUGGACCACCACCACCUGGAUCUACAGGUAAUAAAUUACCUUCGGCAUCUAAUUUAGGAAUUUCCAGUUUUUUAAAUAAUCCAUCUUCCGCCGCACCAUCCUCAUCAUCACCAAUUACAACAACCACAUCACUUCCUUCCAUUUCACCACCUUCUACACAACAAUUACCCCGAUCAAUGAUUGUUGGUCCACCACAGCAGCAGCAGCAGCAGCAGCAGCAGCAACAUCAACUAGCGAGACCGCAGCUUCCUAUGUAUCAAUCACAAUCACAAUAUGGUUCACAAAUGUCGCCUCAACUUCCCCGAAUUCAUCAAUUACCCCAUCAACAACAACAACAACCGGUUACAAGCACUACUGAGCUCCAGAGUCAAUCUCAUCCGCCACAAUUCCAACGUAUACUGGAACAACAACAACAGCAGCCUCCACAAUUACUCCUGCAACAACAACAGCAACAACAAUCUCCUAUUUUCGCACCCCAGAAACGAGCAUCAUUUUCGGCAUCUACUCAAACUGAAGAAAUACAAAAGCAUGAAGAUAAGUCCGCACAUGUCCAUAAUCACCCACAUCAUCAUCACCAUCACCAUCAUCAUCAUCAUCCUGUUGCUGCACAUCGUCAUCAUCACCACCACCACCAUCAUCAUCAUAAGAAGUCAGAUGGAGGGGAUGACAAAGAAGUGCUGACAAAUGAUACCGGUCCGAAAUUGACCGAACAAGAUGAAGUUGUCAAACAAGAAACACCAAAUCAAAUCACACAACAACCACACACGAAAAGAAUAUCCAGAAUACGCAAACCACAUCCCAAUCUAAACAUCGAACCCAUUGUAGAAAUAAUCAAACAAUAUUUCCCUAAAAGACAAUAUCUCGGCACGAUAAUCUACAAUCCCACCACCACCUGGGACACCAUCCAAACCCCACAAUUAUAUGGCCUAAAACCAGAACACCAACUUCGAUUUCAAGAAAUUAAACUCGCCUAUCAAUCCCGAAAAACAUCACAACCGGGGAUUGGAACGAGAUAUAUCCCCUGUAUUCCGGCGUUGCCUGCCGAAUAUGUGAAUUCGAUCAUGGAGAUUAAGAUCCCAUUUCGGUAUCUUGUUGGAUUUAUGCAGGAUAUGAAUAAUGGAAUUGUGAGGAGGGAGGUAUGGGGUGGUGCUGGGGGGAUAUAUACUGAUGAUUCUGAUAUUGUUGAGGUGUUGUGUCAUUUAGGGUUGUUUGACGAGGACAAUGGGGUGGAUUUGUCGAGGUGGAAUGUGAAUUGGAAACCUGAGUAUUUUAUUAGGCCAUUGGAAGCAGGGGAGGAGGAUAGGGAGGGGAAAGGGGAGGAGGAUAGGGAGGAGGGUGGAAGAGUUGAUAGGGGGAUAUAUGGAGAUUUGUCAGUAGAGAUCUUGUUAUUGCCCACGUUGCCACAAUAUAUUGGAUAUUAUAAUCAUGGAAUCAAUUCAAGAAGUUGGGAUAGUCGAAAGAAUCAACAUUCAGGAUUAUCAUAUUGUGUAUAUAAUCUUAAAUGGGAAAAAAGGGAUAGUUAUUUAGGUGAGAAAUCGAUUUAUAAAAGGUAUGAAUUUGAAUUACAACAAGAUAUAAUUGAUAAUGAAGAAUUAAAUAAGGAGAAACAAGGUUGGCAAUUUAAUUAUGUUAAUAUAUUCUUCUAA